This is a messenger RNA of Brenthis ino (lesser marbled fritillary), 408 nucleotides long. The record is from the annotation of a GenBank genome assembly. Lineage: Eukaryota; Metazoa; Arthropoda; Insecta; Lepidoptera; Nymphalidae.
AUGUUUGGAUUAGGCCGACCUAUAAUUUAUAAACCUAGGCAUUACGGCUACGCGUAUCCUGAAGACCUGCUCAAGGUAACAUCAGCUCCAUUCAUUCGAUCACCAUACAGGAAUGUGUACCAAGGAAGACGAUAUAAAGGCGACAGAAGAGUUUAUAAUAAAUAUUUUAAAUAUCCCCCAAAAAGGGAUGGUCAUAGAUUAUUUUGUCAAGGAAACUUUGAUUGUACGAUAAGACAUCUAUCAAUUCAAACUAAUGGGAGUAUACCCAUAAUAUUCCGUGGUGGAGUCGGAUACAAGCACUUCUCAGUAAUCAUUAAGGCUGAUCCCGGCGUAGAACUGUCGGGGAGAGUCAAAGCUUAUUGCGCACAAUCACCUAAAAGUAUUGAGACCGUUAACAAAAAUCUCGUC